Molecule: messenger RNA, 6104 nt
Organism: Notolabrus celidotus (New Zealand spotty)
Lineage: Eukaryota; Metazoa; Chordata; Actinopteri; Labriformes; Labridae
Gene: l1cama
Product: L1 cell adhesion molecule, paralog a
Exons: 32
Coding region: 970-4824 (1284 amino acids)
Biological process (GO): cell-cell adhesion
Molecular function (GO): protein binding
Source: RefSeq, a predicted model, not a curated record
GUCACUCAUGACAGAACCAUUAUGCAGAGUAACUAAUGUCUUCUGACUGAUGCUAUCCUGGAGCACAUUAGUCAUGCAGCACCCAAAGCCUUUAGGUUUGAACAGGCAUUUGGAAGAAGAACAAGGGAACCAUCGCUGCAGUGUGAUUGCCGUUUGGCAUGCUGACACAGGCCUAGUGUUCCCUCUGGUCCUAAAUAACUGUCUGUUCUCUUGAUUAUGUCACAGCCCCCAGUGUCUCCGAGUGGCAGUGUCACUUCUGAUUCAUAAUUUUCGUCAUUCAUUUUGGCAGCAGGAAAAAACAUGGGUUGAAUUGUUUGCCAACAAAAGUAUGUUCACAUUAAGACAGACAAUGACACUGUAAACUCAACGACCUAUCAACAAAGGACUCAACACUGAAACAAACGAGGUCGUGUCAUUCAGGGCCGCUAUAACAGCAGGGUUCUCGGUUUUUCCAAGGCUGGCUCACCUCGGUGCCCUGUCUCUGCGCCCUGAGGGGAGAAGGAUGAGGCAUUGGAUCGAAGUCCAUCGUUUGUACAUUUUUGGAGGGGUUAGUGCCAACCAUUCCACAACAAUCAUCAGCAGAGAGGAGAGGUGCACAAUCAAUUUCAUAGAGAAGAGGAAGAAAAAGGCACAAGUAGAUAAGAAAAAGAGGAAAGAGAAACGGCACGAGGAGUUGCCAGAAGGACGGAGCAUCCCCGCGAAGAGAGGAGACCAGCAGGAGGGCGUGGACCUGACUUGAAGAAAGGAGAAAAAAAUAAAAGGGAAGAGGAAAAGAAAUAAGGAGACAACAAGAGGGACCAAAGACGUACAAGGCCUCCUGGAAAAAAAAAAAAAAACAGCCUCACACUUGCUCUGCACAAGUGUGUGUGUGUGUGUGUGUGUGUGUGUGUGUGUGUGUGUGAAGUGGCCCUCUGUGCAUUUUACUGCACGUGUGUGUGAGCAGGUGGGACUUUGAUGGGACAGUGAGCAAUGCCUCACACACAGCGACAGCAGGUUGGCAGUAGGAGGCGGUGCUCCCCUCACCUCCCACACCUCCUCCUCCUCCUCUUUUCCUUUGCUGCCCAGCCCAGCCGAGCAGCCAUACACAUACCCCCCAACUACCACAUAAGUGAUCUGAAAAGACCUCCAAUGAUCACCACACAGCCGGGGUCUGUUACGGUCUUUAGCGUUGAGGACCUCGUCAUGAGCUGUGAAGCCAGCGGCAACCCUCCACCCAUUUUUCGAUGGACAAAGGAUGGAGAGAAGUUCGACCCGGGCUCUGACCCAGAGCUGAAGAUGACAGAGCGCUCGGGCUCAUCUGCAUUUUACACACUCAGUAACACUAUGGAGACUUUGAAGCAGUACCCAGGCAAAUAUGUCUGCUACGCAUCCAACGAGCUGGGGACCGCUGUCUCUAAUGAGGCCACGCUGGAGAUUGAUGCUCCCCCGACCCAACAGAAAGAGAAAAGGAUUACCGUCAAGUCUGAGGAAGGUUCCAGUAUUGUCCUGAAGUGUAACCCUCCGCAGAGCUCCAUGGAGCCAAUCAUCCACUGGAUGGACUUGGGGCUACACCACAUCCAGCUGAAUGAUCGGGUGGUGGUGGGAAAGGAUGGCAACCUAUACUUUGCCCAUCUAACAUCUGAGGACAACAGGGAUGACUACACCUGCAAUGUCCAGUACCUGGCAACACGCACCAUUCUGGCAAAGGAACCCAUCACUCUGAUUGUCGCCGCCUCUAACUCUGUGCUGCGGAACAGGAGGCCCCACAUGAUGAGACCUACUGGAGCUAAAAGUGAAUACCAUGCUCUCCGGGGCCAGACCCUAGAGCUGGAGUGCAUCGUCCAAGGCCUUCCAACUCCAACAGUGUCAUGGGUGAGGAAGGACGGCGAGCUCUCAGAAUCCCGGACGGUUAAAGAUAUGCAUGACCGUCGGCUGCGCUUCAGUAACAUUUCAGAGAGUGAUGCGGGCGAGUACCAGUGUAUAGCUGAGAACUCCCAAGGGAAGGCCACACACACUUACAUGGUGGCUGUUGAUGCGGCUCCCUUCUGGAUCAAAGAGCCUGUCAGUCAGUUAUAUGCUCCAGGUGAGACUGUCAGACUAGACUGCACGGCGGACGGCAUCCCCUCUCCUCUCAUCAGCUGGACCAUCAAUGGGAUCCCCCUCUCAGACAUCGACAAGGACCCCAGACGUACUCUGACUACAGGUGGAUCUCUAAUCCUAAAGGAUGUCAACUUUGAAGAUACUGCCAUCUACCAGUGUCGGGCCUCCAACAAGCAUGGGACCAUCCUCACCAACACUAACAUCUAUGUCUUUGAGCUGCCUCCUCAGAUCCUAACCGAUAGUGGGAAUACAUACACAUUUACAGAGGACCAGAAAGCUUUACUGGAAUGUGACACCUUUGGCUCCCCUAAACCUAAAGUCAUAUGGGAGAGUGGCAGCACCUCCCCCAUUCUGGCAGAUCCCAGAGUCAACCCGCUUGCCAACGGAGGACUCGAAAUCACAAAUGUCACUCACGACGAUCAGGGCAUCUACAACUGCUUCGUACAAAACACUAACUUGUCCAUCAGUGCCGUGCUGGAAGUGCUCAACAGGACAGUGAUCAUCACACCUCCACAGGAUCUUAAAGUGCAACCUGGAAACACAGCAAUCUUCACUUGUGUGGGCCUUGUUGACCAAAAACUGGACCCACCAUUAAUUCAGUGGAGAAAGGACGAAAAGAAGCUCUUUCAGUCCCACAGUGAUGAAAAAUACACAUUUGAAGGACCAGACCUGAUAAUAGCUGAUGUGAGACCAGAUGAUGAGGCAGUUUACACCUGUCAGGUCAUCACUAAACUGGACAUGGCUGAAGCCAGCAGCACCCUCACUUUGUGUGAUCGCCCGGACCCUCCUAGCCUCCUCCAGAUCACUGAUUCAAAACAUCGAGCAGUGACCCUCAGCUGGACACCAGGAGAUGACCACAACAGCCCUGUGCUAGAGUAUGUGGUAGAGUAUGAGGACCAAAGGUCUAUGGACAAGGGUUGGAAGGAGCUCAAGAAAGUAAGUGCACACAAGGAGCGUGCCAGUCUUGCUCUAUGGCCCUACAUGUCCUACCGUUUUAGGGUCAUCGCCAUCAAUGAUGUGGGCAAGAGCAGCCCUAGCAAGCCAUCUGAAAUCCACAACACAGUUGCUGAAGCUCCGGACAGUAACCCUGAAGAUGUCAGGAGUGAGUCCACAGACCCUGGCACUCUGGUCAUCUCCUGGGAGGAAAUUGACAAACAGAACUUCAAUGGACCUGACUUCAAGUACCGGGUACUGUGGAGGCGGGUGGUGGGCAGCGGGCCGACCUGGCAUACCAAUUACACAACUGCACAACCAUUUACAGUCAACGACAGUGGCAACUUCUCCGCCUUUGAGAUCAAAGUACAGGCUGUCAAUGAAAUAGGGCACGGACCUGAGCCUGACCCCGUUAUUGGCUACUCAGGAGAGGAUGUUCCACUGGAGGCUCCAAUAGAUGUGGGUGUUGCACUUCUGAACAGCUCAGCCAUCAGAGUGGCUUGGGCAGCAGUAGACCGAGAGACGGUCAGAGGACACCUGCUGGGGUACAAGAUCUACUUGACCAGAAUCGGCUCAGGAGGCCACCACCGGGGCCGGAGGGCUCGGGAGCCAGAGAGCACCAUGAUGGUAGAGACCGUGGCCAACGAGGAGAAGAAGGUGAUCGGUAAUCUCAGACCAUACUCCCACUAUUCCCUGGUGGUCACUGCAUUCAACAGCAAAGGCGAGGGACCCCCUUCUGAGAUGCUGACCUUCACGACUCCUCAAGGAGUCCCUGGUCCUCCAGAAUCCUUCGUGUUGGAGAGUCCAUCAGAAACAGAGAUGACCCUUCACUGGACGCCUCCUGAACAACCAAACGGAGUCCUCAUUGGAUAUCUUCUGCAGUACCAGCAGAUUGUGGAGAGUGAUGACAGCCCCAUGCAGGUAGAGACAAUAGAUGACGACAAAGUCGACCACCUCACUCUGAAAGGUCUGGACCGCCACAGUCACUACCGUUUCUACCUGAGGGGGCGCACCAAUGCAGGGGACGGGAUGCCCAUCAUGAGAGAGGGCGCCACUACGCUGGAUGGAGCUCCUCCUGCAAACUUCAGCCUGUCUGAGGGGGAAACCUCGGUUAACCUCAGCUGGGUGGCCAAGAAGAGACACAGGAACGUUAGCUUCCAGAUCAAAUACCUCAAAAAGAAUGAUGGCACCAGUUGGAAGAUGUCAGAAAGGGUGAACUCCUCGCAGUCUUUCUACCAGCUCCAGGGCCUCACUCCUGGCUCUCAUUAUCGUCUCCACUUCAUGUACAACAACAAGUCUUUCUGGGAGACUGACAUCAACACAAAAGGAACAGCUGCAACGGAGAUGCUGCAGAGCUUUGCCACACAGGGCUGGUUUAUUGGUCUUGUGAGCGCCAUCGUGCUUUUGCUGCUGAUACUGCUCAUCCUCUGCUUCAUCAAGAGGAGUAAAGGGGGGAAGUAUUCAGUGAAAGAUAAAGAAGAGGGUCCGAUGGACUCGGAAGCACGACCAAUGAAGGAUGAGACUUUUGGAGAGUACAGAUCCCUGGAGAGUGAUCUCGAGGAGAAGCACACUGCAAGCCAGCCAUCCCUGUGCGAGGAGAGCAAGCUGUGCAGCGAAGACAACCUGGACUUCAACGGCAGCAGCGCCAUCACCAUGGAGCUCAAUAUGGACGAGUCUCUGGUCAGCCAGUUCAGCCGCCCCAGCGAAGGUCCCGAGACGCUCCACGGCCUGCCUGACAACUCCCCGCUCAACCCCACCUCUGCUCCUCCAGCAACCAACGGCAUGCCCAACUCAGUCACCAUCCUGGAUUAACCUCCCCUCAGAUGGGGGCCAUCAGACCAAAACAUGUCAACACAUACGUGCCCGUACGCUCCUGUCCCCUGCUGACCUGCUGAUCUGUAGUUUACGACUGAUACACAAUCAAUACGUUGACUUUUCAGAUGCACUUGGCCGUCAUCUGAUAGACUGGACUAUUUUGACCAAAGGAGUGUCCAAAGUAGUGGACAAUGUGAUACAAGUCUGACUGACCUGAAAUGCCCUUCGACCCCCCUCCCUUGACGUCCUUUAUCUGUGGUUUACAACAUAUCUUAAUGACUAACAUUCAUUCCCCUCCUUUUCUUCUCUUGUUUUUCUCUUCAAACAGACAGCUCUAUAGAAAGAUAAAGACAGAAUGUUGUACAGGUAGAAAUAUCACAGGGAUUGUAGGUGUGGUCCUAUAGAGAUGCUGAGUAGUGAAUUCAGAGAGGAUGAUGAUGAUGAUGGUAGAGUGGAGAAUCAGACAGCACAUGCUGCUGUGAAAAGUCUUGAAUCUUAGACAUCUAUCAUGCCUUAUAUCAUUUCGAACUAUUUUGUACGUCUAAUGCCAUUUGAUGUCUUGGAUUGUGUGCGUCUGUGAAUUUUUCAAUUUUUUUUACAACUGUUUUUGGAUAUGAAACAUCCUUUUGUUAGCUUUUUAUUUAUAUCAUCAGCUUUCAUAUUUUUUCUACUACAUGUGUUUAAAUAAUCACUCCUCUUUAGUGACAUACUACAUAAUCAUGUUUUUUUAAUUGAAACUAAGUAAAGCCAAGUUUCUAACUAUAAAUAACAUUGGAUGCAUACGGGGAACUUGCUGUGAAAAUGCUAAGUAGCAUCUGGUGUAUAUAGCUGCAUCUACAUCUAUCUAUUUAGCCAUAAUACAGUAUUAUAGAUAUGUACAUGCUCCUUCUAAGUUCCUGUGCCUGCUGGGUCUGUAUAGAGCACCAGAUUGAUGUCAUUACUCUCUCGCCUUCCCACCAGAAGUGUAAUGUCAUGAUUGGAAAUGAUAUUGUAAUUUUUUGUGUCAAGACCUAUGUGUAGCUUUCUGUAUCUGUCUUUGUCUCUUUCUACACUGUAUUAAAACACUGUUGUCUCUAAUUAACAACUUUUUCAUACCUGUCCAUCUCAUACUACACAAGCUGAGGAGCAGUAUUUAUGUAUAUUAACAGAUCAGAGGGAGGAGUCUUCUCCCAACUUUUAUUUUUCAGACCUUCAUCAAUGCAAGUGGAUUUUGCAGACAGGUUUAAUGAAUGCCAGUUGAUGUUUAAUAAAGGCACGCAGUUGGUAUCUACAUCAAA